Molecule: messenger RNA, 712 nt
Organism: Blepharisma stoltei
Lineage: Eukaryota; Ciliophora; Heterotrichea; Heterotrichida; Blepharismidae
Source: the annotation of a GenBank genome assembly
AUGUUGAAAAGAAGAGAAGAGAAAAAAGAAGAAAGAAAAGAACAGCCAGGAGCUGUUUUAAGAGCUGAUAACCCUUUUUUCGGAAAGCAGCUAGCUGAUAUCCUUGACGAGCUGGAUAAUUAAUAUGGUGAUGGCGACAAAAUAUAUUCUUACCGACAACGCACCACUGUGGGUGCCAAAAUGGCUUUAUUGUCUAUAAAAGAUCCUUUGAUUCUAACCCUAAGAAUGUUUAGUUGCUGUAUGGGGUAGGGUGGCAUUGUGAGUCAGCUGGUAGCCAUUUCUGUCCAGGUAUUAGUUAUUGGGUGGAUUUUAGGUCACAGGCUCGGUCCCGGUCUAUUCCGGACAGCCGUGCUUUUUGCCUGGGUGUCGCCUUUCCUCAAGGUGGCUGAGAGGAGGUAUUGGACUGACCUUUACCUCCAUAGCACCGCAAGACGAACAGCACCAGGGUCUUCCGAACCCAUCCAAACUCAGGGGCAAAGUGUAAUCUUACGAGCUGGAAGGCCCAUCUCCGAAUAUGAGAAACCUUGAAAGUUUAAGAGACAGUUAUCUAAAAGACCCUGAAUGAGCAGUAUACAACCCCCAAUCUUCUGCAAGCCUAAAACGAAAAACUAAAGAUGUCAUGACUGAUCUUAUCGAAGUCCAGCACAAACUUGGCGCCGCUAUGGCAGCUAUUCAUGAGCUUAAUGAAAGAUUAGGAAGAUUUAGCUCUUAA